UGUUGCUGUGUUUGUUUUUUUGUUUGUUUUCUUUUGUUUCUGUUUCAGUGCUUUGCAGUCCUUAAAGUGUCCAGUUUGUUACCUCAGACUACUCGGGACAGUCAUGAAUGUUCACUUGCCACCCCUACUAAGAGACUUCAUACGAAGCGGAAUCAUAAGAGCUGGGUCACACUGCAAGGGUUAAGUAAAGCACUUCAUCCAUUUUGAGCUCUGUAAGCUGGAUUCGUAAUGCUCAGUCUCUGCUUUCCUCUCACUUCAUCUUGCUAGGAAAUGUGAAUAGGCACCUUAUUCUAGUGAGUUGGUUCAUCAUCUGUGUUGAUAUAAACAGGACAGAGUAUCCUUAGUUCUGACUUUUGUAUUUUUGCAAGUGACCGUAAUACAAAUGGUAAGCUGUAUGUGCUGGGCCUGUUACCAUAGAAAAGGAAAACGCUGCUUAUUCUUGCACUGCACUAUUUCAUACACACUCACACAGCCACUGCUCUGGGUAACCUGUUUUCUAUGAUUUGCUAGUUGUAUGGGAUACCCUCUAUCCCUUCUACUUUAUACAACAUGUAUUAGAAACAUGCAUCUUUCAGAAGACUCUUAAGAAUGCUUUUUCCCUUGUUUCAUUCUCUGAUUAAGAGAAUCAAAAAUAUAUUCCAGGUAAACCUACACCCUUUGUUCGACAUUGCAUUUCUUCUCCAUCUUGUGCAGCAAAUUUGCAGGUUUUUAGUACUAAUGUGCUGCAGUGUUCCAGCUCCCAUUGUUUAAAGUAGACUUAAGAUGUGCUCAGAUUUUCUGAAAAAUGCAGGCUUCUGAAAUGUCUCUGCAUCCUUGGCAUUCUUCUGCUCUCGUUUUUAUAAUAGCUGUUGUCAAUUUGCUCUGUUUUGUGAUCUGCAGUGGAGAGGGGUCUGUAGUUCCAAACUGAAGUUACCUGAAACUGUGUAUUAUUUUGUUUAUUAAAGGGGGGGCAUCUAAUUUUCUGAUAUUAGGUGGUGUACUUACCUUUGUUUCUGUUGCUUGGUUGUUUGUAAACUGUUCUAAUAAGCUCAGGCACUAUAACCACAUACUGGAUUUGUCCUUGAAAGAAGCGUUGUAAGCAUUUCAUGGGCUACAGAGAAAGGAUAACUUUAAAGAAAUAUUUUAAUGGUAGCAAAGAGACAAUGUUUUAACUGUGUUUAAACACAAGGAGCUGUUAACGACUUGUCCGAAACAAGCAAAGUAUUCUUCUGCAAAAAAGUAGUCCUUUUAGAAUUGAUUACUGAUAAAUGCAUUGGAGAUUAACCUGUUUUCUUAAUGUUAAUUUAUAAUGUUAUUAUAAUCUGCUCUGUGUAAUGCUCUCUUACCCAGAGGAAAUUAAACAGCUCUAGUAUGAAGAAACCCUGUUGCUGUGGGUGACAUCUAGUUGCCCUCACUGAUAUUACACAGCCAUUACUGGAAGUGUUCACCAUUUCAUGCUGCAGGAGUCCCUCCCAAGGACUUCAUGUGUGGGGGAUAGACAGAAUUAAUUUCUGGGAAUAUUCUAUAACUAAAGACAGAGAAAUAGUGCUAAGAUUUGCAGUGCGCUUGCUCAAGGCUCCUCAAGGUAAUAUUUAGUGUUAUGAUACCAAUGAUGUGAAGGUGGUGGAAUAUGCCAGUGUAUCUAGCCCUCAUUUUUGACUAAAGCAGGAACAGUGAAAGGAACACUGAGCAUGCUUUGGAAAUCCUCCAUGGAGUACUUCUUUCAGCACCACAGCUUAGUGGUGAACUUCAUGCUCCAGCCAGGAAUAACAAACAGCAAGGUGCUGAUAUCUGAAUGAAAACAUCAGUUACCUCUUUCUGUUAAAGACUCCCCUCUUGGCUGAUGUACCUUCUGGAGGAAGGGACAUCCAUAUGCAGCUUAGCCAGGAGCAGGCAGUCAUUCUGCAAAGCCAAGUCAUUCGUCUUUGCUCUAUCCCCAGAGCAGGGGCUCUAAGCACUCCAUUUUCCAGCCAAAGUAAUUACACAAAGUAAUAUUUUCCUAUUUUUAGUGGACUCUUUUGACUUCCUCAAAGAAAGCGCACAAAGUCAACACAUCUACGCAUCAGUGUGAUGUGAUCUAGCCUCGGGUUCCUUUCAAAGAGCUUGGUGGGUAACCUCUCCUUCCCUUCUAUCCUCCUUAGUGAGGAUAAUAGCUACCAGUUUCAGAUAAGGGUGAAGUUAACCUCUACAAUAUAGCUUUCUCCAAAGUCUCUGGAAACAAUGUGGAUGAUUACUAUUAGCAGGGAAGAUGGUGUGUACAUGUAGUUAAUUAUUUGUGGUUGAGGACAAUGGUUGCUAAUGAGUUAACACUGAGGAGUGUGCAGAUAGCUGAACAUGCAGAAUUGCAGUAACACCUUUGUCACACAGCCUGCAGUGUAGUUAACUCUGCAUCCGAUCUGCUACUGUUGGGCCUGUGCUUGGGCAGGGAAAGAGGAGGACCCAAAGGGUAUUUUCUCUAUUGUGAUUUAAUCAGGUAUUCUGAUACUUUGAUAUAUGUAGGCUGGAUGAGACAAGACAGCUUAACCAAACUGGCUAGGAAACAAGUAUUAUCUCUACCUGGAAUAAAUUCUUAUUAGAGUUAUUAUUUAUUUUUCCUUUUCCCUCUAAACCGUAGUGCGAAUUAAUGGAACCUGUUAAAGGUCUUAUAUGCUCUGGCAUAAUCAAAUAUAUGUUUACCUUCUCCAGAAACUCCACCCUGGGAAUACACUAAGACCUGCUGGAAACACUAUCUGGCUAACCCUGGAUCAGGCUGCAAAUGAUCUUCUUCACAGGAAGAUAGCUGUUCAACUCCUAGUGGAAAAAAAUCAGCAGGAAUUAUUUGGUAAUCUCCUCCUGGAAAUAAUUUGCAUCUGAUAGUUACUUCUUGGGCCAAAUAAAGUUAGCUGAGAAUCCCAAGGGACUUCUGAGGAGGCAGAUGUCUACAUCACAAAAUGAUUAUCCUGUUACACUGUGGUGUUAACAGUCUCAGCUGACAGAAUGGCUAUGUUGUUGAAGAGGUUACUGAGCGAAUGAUGGAGACCUCAAAUAUGCACCUAUGCUGAAAGAGUGGAAGCAAUGGAUCAGACUGCAACCUGGCAAAAAAAUUUGCUCUAUCUACUACAUUUCUAAAAAGAUGGUCCUGGUCAUGAAACUUCUGCUCCUCACCUGCCUGUGGCCAACAGCAGUGCUACACAGCUCUCAAAGUCAGCAUCACCAUCGUCAUCAUCGGCAACAAUUCUCAUUCUUAAGAAAGCAUAACAGCAAACGAGAAAUUAAAAUGAGGAAACUUGACAGCACCAAAGUACGGCCACUUAAAUCUGAGCAGCUUCUUCGCAUAGAGGACCAUGAUUUUGCACUGAGACCUGGAUUUGGAGGGUCGCCAAUACCUGUGGGCAUUGAUGUGCAGGUAGAAAGCAUUGACAGCAUAUCUGAAGUUGACAUGGACUUCACAAUGACUUUGUAUCUCAGACAUUACUGGAAGGAUGAGAGACUUUCAUUUCGUAGUACCAAAAACAAAAGCAUGACUUUUGAUGGAAGACUGAUAAAAAAGAUCUGGGUACCCGAUGUGUUUUUUGUACACUCCAAAAGAUCUUUCAUCCAUGAUACAACUGUGGAAAAUGUCAUGCUCCGAGUAUACCCUGAUGGCAACGUACUCUUCAGUCUACGAAUAACAGUUUCUGCUAUGUGUUUCAUGGAUUUCAGUAGGUUUCCUCUGGACACUCAGAACUGUUCGUUGGAACUGGAAAGCUAUGCAUAUAAUGAAGAUGAUCUGAUGUUAUACUGGAAACAUGGAAAUCAGUCCCUGAGCACAGAUGAACACAUCUCCCUCUCCCAGUUUUUCAUUGAAGAAUUCAGUGCUUCCAGUGGACUUGCAUUUUACAGCAGUACUGGCUGGUACAAUCGACUUUUCAUAAAUUUUGCACUCCGGAGACAUAUUUUCUUUUUUGUGCUUCAAUCCUAUUUCCCAGCCAUGCUGAUGGUGAUGUUGUCUUGGGUUUCAUUCUGGAUUGACAGAAGAGCCGUUCCUGCCAGGGUAUCACUAGGCAUAACUACAGUGCUGACAAUGUCAACCAUCAUCACAGGAGUAAGUGCCUCAAUGCCUCAAGUGUCUUACAUAAAAGCUGUGGAUGUGUAUUUAUGGAUCAGCUUCCUUUUUGUCUUCCUGUCUGUCAUUGAAUAUGCUGCAGUGAACUAUCUCACCACAAUUGAAGAGAGAAAACAACUCAAAAAAAGGGGCAAGGCAUCAGGAAUGUACAGUAUUGAUGCAGUGCAAGCAAUGGCUUUUGAUGGAUGCUACCACGACCCGGAUGUGGACAUGGACCUGACUGCUUUUUCUGACCCCUGUGAAGAGAAUGCAACUCGGGCACGAGCAACCAGCGUCUCCAACGUGGGCCCAGCUCGCAUCAAGAGAAAGAGAUCUCUGAAAGGAAACGUGGGCAGGAUUAUUCUGCAGAACAAUCAUGUCAUUGACACAUAUUCCAGGAUUAUAUUUCCCACUGUGUAUAUCGUGUUCAACUUUUUUUACUGGGGUUUGUACAUAUGAACAGAAAUCAUUAUAAGCUAGACGUUGUUUUGUGUAUGAGAGUAGCAUUGUGCUCUAAAAAUAAUGCAACAGCAGUACAGGAAAUGGUUGAAAGUUUCUGAAACUGGCUUCUGUGUCAAACCGAGGCAGGUUUGUUUAGCAGCAAACCUGCUAAUGAAAAAUUCUCAUGAGCCUGUUUUUUCAGCUGGACUGUGUGGUGCUUCACUGGGGCAAUCGAAUGCACAUGCUGCUGCUGCAGUAGCACAGAAGCAGUUUGCUCACUAAGGGAGCCCUUUAUCACACACCUAAACAGAUAGCAGCUCCUGGUCAAUGUAUGUAUUAUUCAGUGUCUAUCUGCACUAUAAUCAUUCCCCUUUAAUCAGCCUUUCUGUUUGUUCUCCACUUAUUGUCCAGGUUAGUUUUCAGUCAGCACCAAUCGCCUUCAAAUAGCUCCUAUUCCUGUUUCACCUGCUGCAUUUCUGUUUUGCUAGACAACCUGUAUACACCUCAGGAGCCUUUGUCCUCAGAUAGUAGGGAAAGCAGGAAGCAAAGUUAAUGGAGCUUUGUACAUGGUGCAUCAUGAAAGCCUCAAGAAAACCCUUCACCCUGUCAGCUGUACUUGUCUUUCCACGGGAUCACUGGGAGGGACCUCUAUUCUGGAGAGAUCUUGAUCACUAGUCCCUGAGGUAGCAAAGCAAUAGCAUCCCAGAUGCAAUGCACUCAGUGUCUUACAGCUACCUCCCUGGUGGAUGGAGCAUCACCUGCACAAGGUGUGCCCUUCAUGUGACACCCACACACCUGUGCCUCAUGUAGGCCUGCUGUAAUCACCUGCUUUCUGUAUAACUGCUCUUUUCAGAAACCUAGCCUUUGAGGAAGAGAUUUUAGAAUACUUUUUCAAGAAAGCAAACAAACUGUGUCUUCAGCAGAAUCUGGUUCUUCCAUUUUAUACCAUAUACAUGAACUUGGGGUUUUGUCCCACUCUUGGCUUCAGAGAUUGGAAGUUACAGUGAGGGGAUGCUGUACAUGCUUGCUUGCAGCACUUGUCCCUAUCACAGCUCAAGUUACCACACCAACACCUGAGACACACAGGAAAUAAAAAGAAGCAGCUGUGCCAAAACAGAGCUAUAUACAGGAAACCUGCUAGUCCCAGAUGAGUCCUGCAUGGAACCCUUAGGUUGAAGGGUUAAUUCAGCCUCCUUAGGUUGAAUUAAAGAUGUUCAGGGACACACACACAAAGUGUUCGCAGGUCCAGAAAAGAAUCAGGAUUACUUCUGUGACUUUCCCAAAUAAGAAACAUUUUCCACUUAAAUUUCCUGGUAUUGUCUGUCAAUUAAUGAAGUGAGUUCACAUUUACAAAUUCAGUUCAAAAUGAUAAUUUGUGUUAACAGAAAACGUGAAAAGGUAAAUGCUUGGUCACUGCUUGUUUAAGAUCAGGAAAUGGGAAUAAAUUUGGAAGUCUGAACCACUCUUGGAUUUAUAUGGUUUUCCUACUCCAAUAUUGUUUGAUUAUAGCAUGGUGAUGUCUCAUGCUGUUUCAAAAAGCUGCAUUUGUCAAGCUCUCAGUUACAGAGUUGGAAAAGCUGGCGACACAUUGCAUGCUGGCUGAUUGAAAUCUGAUGGAGUGAGUGGGUACUUUGGCAGUCAAGUCACUGCCAAACAAAUGAUCAGAGCUAAGACAGCUUUGAUACUCUUCCAGGAAAUCCUGACAUGGAAAGGAGAACUGUACCAGGAAUGACAAUGCUGGGAACGUAAAGCCAAAGGACACGCACGGUUUUGGCAACAGCAACGGCACACCAGACCUCAAGCUGAGCAGAUGUGUAAUAUAAAUAUAUAAAAGAAAUUACCAUGUCAUCCUUGUUACUGCACUGCUAUUAUGAAUGCAUCCUGCACAGAUGUUCCAGAUUGCCUGAGAAGAUCCCAUCUAAUUGCUCCAAAUGUGUGUGCCCUAAACUUAUAGCAUGAACUAAUGUAACACCAUUGUUUUCACAUAAAAUUUUUUAUCUGCCUCAUGGGAAGAGGUAUGUAUCCAAAUAAGAAGUAUUUAUCCAAAAGUAAAUCUUCAGCCUCUGACAGAAAAAGUACCCAAGCGCUUCUUGACCCAAAACAAUUCCCUCUUCUAAAUAUCUUAGAGG
Molecule: messenger RNA, 6612 nt
Organism: Cygnus olor (mute swan)
Lineage: Eukaryota; Metazoa; Chordata; Aves; Anseriformes; Anatidae
Gene: GABRR3
Product: gamma-aminobutyric acid type A receptor subunit rho3
Exons: 12
Coding region: 3014-4501 (495 amino acids)
Biological process (GO): monoatomic ion transmembrane transport; chemical synaptic transmission; nervous system process
Cellular component (GO): synapse; GABA-A receptor complex; membrane
Molecular function (GO): GABA-A receptor activity; extracellular ligand-gated monoatomic ion channel activity; neurotransmitter receptor activity
Source: RefSeq, a predicted model, not a curated record